Messenger RNA from Acanthamoeba castellanii str. Neff, 465 nucleotides. RefSeq lists its product as uncharacterized. The transcript has a single exon. Bases 1 to 465 code for a protein of 154 amino acids. The record is from RefSeq and is a predicted model, not a curated record. NCBI's taxonomy places the organism in Eukaryota, Discosea, Longamoebia, Acanthamoebidae.
AUGAACCUGCACUUCCAACAGAGCGCAGAGCAGAGGACGCAGAUUCGGGAGCAGCACUUCAUCUUGGAGAUGGAUCGCCUGGGCCAGGUCAGCCACGACAUGCAGCGACACAACGAACGGCUCUCGGUGCAGUACUCUCGAGCAGAGCAGCUGCUGCGCGACAGCGAACAGAUGCGCGAUUCGCUCAACAACGAGGUGGCCGCCUACAAGGCCAAGCUACAGGCGGCCGAUCAGGAGAAGGAGCAGGCCAAGCUUCACAUCCAGCAGAAGCAGGGACUGCUGGCUGACCUGCAAGCCGAGCUCGACAGCCUCAAGCGCGAGGUGACCGAGCUGGCGAGCGCGUGCGAACCAGACGAAGCCGAAGACGAAGCGGAGGAUGAGGUCAGCACCAAAGAAGUGCACUCAACUCACCCGGAAGGCUUCACUUGGGUACAUCAAAGCGCUUCUCCACACAGCUCGAUCUGA